GGUUUACAUCUGCGUUUGGCGAGGGACCAAACCCCGAGGAAGUCGUGGAUGCGCCAGGAGGCCCCAAUCUUUUCCUUCUUCACUGCGGAGACGAGAGAGUAGCGGCGAGCAGCAGCAGGGAAGCAAACGGGGGGGGCCCCCCUGCUGCAGCAGAUGGAGCGGAUGCUGCAGCCCUGGUCCACUUCGUCCAGGGCCUCCUGCUGCUGCAGCAGCAGCCCCUGCGGCGCCUGCUGCAGCAAACUCAUCGCGCCGGAACCCAGCAGCAGCAGCGGCGGCAGCAGCAGCAGCAGCGGCAGCGGCAGCUACGAAGACAGAGGCGCGCGCGGGCAGCUUAA
Eimeria necatrix is the source of this 335-nucleotide messenger RNA. RefSeq lists its product as hypothetical. The record is from RefSeq and is a predicted model, not a curated record. NCBI's taxonomy places the organism in Eukaryota, Apicomplexa, Conoidasida, Eucoccidiorida, Eimeriidae. The transcript has a single exon. The annotation marks the transcript as partial.